AUGUAUGGACACAACGGCAAUCAGUGGCCAAUCACCGCACCGAUAGUGCCGCAGACACUGGCGUACGGCCAUCAGGUGGCCAUCGGAUCCACGCAAUUGCCACCCAAUCAGCAACACAUCGCUUAUUAUCAACAAAACCAUGCAUUCAAUCCGCACUCAAACCAAUUGCCGGCUAAUUAUUUCUAUAAAUAUCAACCACAUCUUCAGCAACCGUCACACCAUGGGAUCAGCUCUGCAUACCCACCGCAAAUCAAUCACAUGUUCACUCAAUCGCCGCAAACGUAUCCAUCGCCUCAACGCAUGCCAUCGAUGGCCAUCAAUCAGUCUUCAGGUCACGCGAACCACAACUUAAGACAAAUACAGACCACAAACCCGUACGAAGACACCCAUUGGCAUCACCUCUUGAACGCCAAUCAGCGGCAAGUGUUGGAUCAGCUGAACCAAGAACAGGAGGCCUUCGACACGACGUUCAAGAACUGGGAGAAGGACUUCGAGAACUGGAAACUCGCCAAUAGAUCCCAUCCCGAUGUCAACGCUUACCACUCGUACGUCAAUCAGUGGCAGACAUGGAGUCAACGGCUCGUUGAACGCCAGCAACAGAUGCAAGAACUCAGGCAAAGAACUCUUCAGCAGUUGUACAGUCAGGUCAUGCAAUCGCAGCCAAAACCACCGCAAUCUCAACCCCCACUCCCACCCGAACCCAUCCCAUCUCAUAGACCACCGCCGCCUCUACCUCAAGAGGUUACAGCACCUCCACCACCACCACCACCACCACCGGCCCCUCCAUCACAACCCCAUUCACAUCAAAGCCAUAAGAAGUUGGACUCAAGUGAUAGCAAACUACACGACAAUACAAAUGAGGAGAAUCUUGUGAUCUCUAUGUUUAGGGACGAAUCGAACGACUCGAUUGAGAUAAUCACCGAACAGUCGAAGAAUGAUAGGUCUGUGGAAGUGAUUGAAAUCGAUUGCGGGAACAAAGGUGUGAACCAAUCAACACAUCAACAAAAGCCGAGCGAAUCAAACAGAGAGCUGUCUUCAGCCGAAUCGACGGCUGUGUCCAAAGCGGCCGAAGCCAUGCGAUUCAUUCAGAAACAGCAGGAGUUGCUGAAGACGUUGGAGAACUUCAAGAGCGCGUCCGCCACGUCGUCGGCCAACACGUCCCUCAACGAUGACCUGCAGGUGAUUGACGGCCCGAAAGGCUUUGAUGUCAACGAUAUUGUGAACAAAAUGAAAGCCAUUCGUCCGCCAGAAAACCCGAACCCAAACAUUAUCUCCAGAUUGCCAUCACUUCAGGGAAUAGGUCUCAACGCAAACCAACAAAACUCUGUACAAAAUAACAGUAUUCACGACCGGUUUGGACAGACAUUUGGCAAUACAGGUGCCAAUCAGAUACCUAACUAUAGAAUGCAAGCCAUGAGAUACAGACAACCCAUGGAUUUACAACAGAAUCGGCCCCAAAGACCUCAGUUCCCAAUCGGUGCGAACAACAGACCUCCCGUUCCGUCGCAUAAUCAAAGUACUUCAAACAGAGAGCUGUCUUCAGCCGAAUCGACGGCUGUGUCCAAAGCGGCCGAAGCCAUGCGAUUCAUUCAGAAACAGCAGGAGUUGCUGAAGACGUUGGAGAACUUCAAGAGCGCGUCCGCCACGUCUUCGGCCAAUACGUCCCUCAACGACGACCUGCAGGUGAUUAACGGCCCGAAAGGCUUUGAUGUCAACGAUAUUGUGAACAAAAUGAAAGCCAUUCGUCCGCCAGAAAACCCGAACCCAAACAUUAUCUCCGAAUUGCCAUCACUUCAGAGAAUAGGUCUCAACGCAAACCAACAAAACUCUGUACAAAAUAACAGUAUUCACGACCGGUUUGGACAGACAUUUGGCAAUACAGGUGCCAAUCAGAUGCCUAACUAUAGAAUGCAAGCCAUGAGAUAUAGACAACCCAUGGAUUUACAACAGAAUCGGCCCCAAAGACCUCAGUUCCCAAUCGGUGCGAACAACAGACCUCCCGUUCCGUCGCAUAAUCAAAGUGUCCGCCAAUACUCGGCGCAAACCAUAGACUAUAACCACAACCGACACGACAACAGAGAUCUGCAGCGAAGGGAUCAGUUGUCAGCGGAUUAUUCGCAGAAAUCAUUUGAUAAACCUUUUGAUAACAUUCUUAGUCAUGAAAUGAACAGAAAUUUUAGGUUUGAAAACGAAAAUAAUGACAAAUUAAGGCAUUCAUUCGGUAAUAACCAGAAACUACCAGUGCUUCCCAUGAGGCCAGUGGUCGAAGAGACGGUUAGCUUUCGGGAGAUCCGGUACUUCGCUCAGCCCAAGAAUCGUAUACUCAUUAUCGACGACCUGCUGACCCCUCCUACGCGAGAGUAUCGACCCAAACACAUAGCAAUCAUAUUGCGAGGACUGCCCGGUUCUGGGAAGUCAUAUAUAGCUAAAUUGAUUAAAGAUAGGGAAGUGGAGUUCGGCGGAAGUCCGCCGCGAAUACUAAGUAUUGACGACUACUUCAUGAGUGAAGUCGAGAGAGAGACCAAAGACAGAGAAACGGGAAAAACGACUAAAAUCAAGGAAUUUGUGUUUGAAUUCGAGGCCGACAUGGAGUCGACGUAUAAGUCGAGUCUCCUGAAGACCUAUAAGAAGACGUUGGAUGACAAGAGCUACUCGUUUGUGAUCGUCGACACCGUCAACGAGUUGGUUACAGACAUCGAAGACUUUUACAGCUAUGCCAUCAAGAGUUCGUUUGUGGUGUAUGUCAUUGAAUGCGAUUCAAACAACGCUGUGGUUUGCCAUCAAAGCAAUGUCCACAACCGGAAGCUCGAAGACAUUCAACUCAUUCAUAAGAAAUGGCAAAAAUUGCCGGAAUUUAUGCUUAAACUCGACGUCCGAGCGCUUCUGCAGAACGUACUUUGGCUGAGUCUUUACGCCGCAAAACAGGCGAAGCCUUCGGAGGAGGACUUUGAAGACGAGGGCUUUGGUCCCACACAUACCGUGAGUCGAUGGGAGCGCAUGGAGGCAUCGGAAGCAAAAUUAGAUCGACUCGAUUCGUAUAAAAUGAAAACUAAGCCAACGUUUGACGACUACUUACAAGUGACACAUCGGCUCCGGGAUGGCCAGAAAGGGGUGCGAUGGGCUGAUGUGGAGGAGCGGAAACGACAGGAACACAGCAGUCAAAUAGGGUUUGUCGUCGGACAGCAAAACUGGCAAUAUUUGGAUGACCAGCGAUGCCAGAGAGCACUCACGCAAGUCACCUAUUUUUGACCACUUCACUUUUCAUACUCGUAUUGAACACCAGUUU
Oppiella nova is the source of this 3286-nucleotide messenger RNA. NCBI's taxonomy places the organism in Eukaryota, Metazoa, Arthropoda, Arachnida, Sarcoptiformes, Oppiidae. The record is from the annotation of a GenBank genome assembly.